Molecule: messenger RNA, 2476 nt
Organism: Closterium sp. NIES-67
Lineage: Eukaryota; Viridiplantae; Streptophyta; Zygnematophyceae; Desmidiales; Closteriaceae
Source: the annotation of a GenBank genome assembly
AAACGCUACAAUCUACUGAAGAUUGCUGUUGGGGAAGAGAAGAUGCAGGAAGAAGGCGAAGCACGUGAACGGUGGAUUGAGAAAAGCGCGGUGCUUUUCGACCUCAUACUUCAAUCGGUCAACAAGGAGAUGUUCGAGCACAUCAAGGAUCUUGUGGAAGCGGAUGAUUCGGGUCCAAGGGCGUGGAAACUACUACGCGAUGUGAUUCAGCCCAACACUCUCCCAAUGGUGAUCGUGCUCGAGAAGGAACUUGCUGCCAUCUCCAUGCGACCAGGGGACGAUGUGAAGCCGGUCCUUGACAAGAUCAAGGACACCUAUGCAAGGAUGGCAGCAGCGGGCAGCAGUGCACAAGGUGAAGGUGCACAAGGUAAUGCCUAUCCUGGGAUGUUUCUCAUGGUUGAGGAUGUGCAUUGGCAUGAGGGUGAUGUGGGAUCUGUGGGAAAGGUUGUGAUGCACCCUCUCACGCACUGGGUGAUUGAUUCGGGUUGCACCAGUCACAUGACCCCACGGGCAGAUUUGCUUGAUGAGGUAAAACCCACUGGGAAGAUCAAGUAUGUGGCAGCAGCGUCAGGUGCUUUGCUCCCUAAGAGCAAGGCCGAAGUGACCUUUGGACCAACCAGCUGCCGUGCUAAGCUUGGGAAGAAGGUGCUGUGGAGUCUAGAAGAGGAGACCAGUUGCAUCAAGGACCUGUGGCAGCUGCCCAUCAUCCCUUGGAAUGGGAAGACUCCAACAGCAGCAACGGCAGCAGCGACAAAGGCAACAGCAGGAGGAGAUGCAACUGCACCAACUGAUGGGGUCCUGGAAGCAUUCAAGAAAGAGCAGCAGACACAUGGUGAGGUGCUUGCUGGUGUGGAUGCGAGUGCGGCAUGGGCUAAGGCUUCAUCAAAGAGUGGAGAGGCCGAUUGGGAGACAUGGCAUGAGAGGCUGUGUCAUGUGAACUUCCCUAUGCUGCAGAAGUUGGUGAAGGAUGGGAGCCUGAAGGGCUUGGAGAGAAAGGGGGAGGUGGCAGCGGCUGUCCUUAAGGAGUGGAUGCCUAGAGCUCAAAGGGAAUGCGGACACAAGGUGAAGGUGAUCCGCAGUGACAAUGGUGGGGAGUUCAUUGGAGCUGAUUUUGAGGGGGAGUUGAAGAGGAAGGGGAUCCAGCAUCAUCUGACAGUGCCCUACAACCCGCAGCAGAAUGGCGUGGCUGAGAGGUUCAACAGGACCCUGCAGGAGGGGGCACGCACUCUCCUUCGGCGAACAACAUUGAGGGUGCUGUUGGCGAUAGCUGCACUCCUGGGAUGGAAGAUACGGCAGAUGGACAUUGUGACUGCCUUUCUGAAUGGGAUCAUUCUGGAGGAGGUGUACAUGAAGCAGCCAGAGGGGCUGGAUGAUGGGAGCGGCAGGGUCUGCAGGCUGAAGAAGGCCAUCUAUGGCCUUAAGCAGGCGCCUCGUGCAUGGUAUCACAAGUUGGAGGAGGCGCUGUUGGCUAGGGGUUUCAAGAAGAGUGAGUGUGACCCCAGCCUAUUCCUGCUGCAGGAGAAGGAUGAAAUCCUCAGGCUCUUGGUGUACGUGGAUGAUAUCCUUCUCUUUUCUGCAUCAACUGCUUUGCUGGACAGCGCAGAGCAGAUGCUGGAGAUGCAGUUCAAGUGUUCCAAGAUGGGUGAGGUGAAGUACUACUUGGGGAUGCAUGUGGAGAGAGAUGUGGAGAAGGGUGUGCUGAGGUUGCACCAGAGGAAGUACUGUGAGGGGCUGGCUGAGAAUCAUGAGCAGUUGGAAGCGGCCAAGAGGUUGGUCCGCUAUGUGAGCGCUACGGCAUCAGUGGGAUUGGAGUACAGUGGAGUGAGGCAGCAGUUGCAGAGAGGUGCUGCAGAUGUGAAGAGUGGAGAGAUGCUCUUGAGUUGCUAUACUGACGCUAGCUUCAACUCAGUGAAAGCGGAUGGCACCAGCAUUGGGGGUUAUGUGUGCUUGCUAGGACGUGGUGCUAUGAGCUGGCGCAGCAAGAAGCAGAAUGAGGUGGGAUUGUCCUCAUGUGAGACUGAGUACAUGGCCUUACACCAUGGGGCCAAGGAAGUGGUGUGGCUGAGGCGCUUGCUGGAGGAGUUGGGAGUUGGUCAAGAGGAGCCGACAGUUGUGUUCUGUGACAAUGAGUCUGCUGUGAAGCUCGCCAAGAAUGCUUGUCUGCAUGGGCUGACAAAACACAUAAGGCCUAAGUGGCACUGGGUGAGGAGACUCCUUGAUAAGGAGGUGCGGCUGGAGAUAGUGAAGACCCAUCAGCAGGCAGCACAUAUUUUCACCAAGCGUCUGGCGGAGGCGGAUCAUUGGAAGGGCAUGAGGCUUGCUGGGAUGAGUGUGCAUUGAGUAUGCAUGCUUGAGAUGUUGGUAUGAUGGAUGAUGGUUGGCAGCCAGAGGGGGAGAUUGUUGUGUGAUGUCAUCAUAUGCUAUCACAUUCUGUCUGCCUCCCAUCUCUUGUUUCAAUUCGCAUGUAUGGUUUGAC